UACUUCCGUUUUUGGCAUACUUCAGUACAACUGAGAUUCUUAAUACCUUGUAUACCCAGUGUGAAUCCUGAAAUGGUAUAGUGCGCUAUGGAUUCAAAUUACAAGUUAUGUAGCAUUUGUGACAGGCGUCACAUUUCAAAACCAAGUACAGACUGGUGUUCCGAAUGUAAUCAAGCCCUCUGCAAAGAUUGCAAGGAAUACCAUAGUUUACUAAAUAUUUCUCUGAAUCAUAUGACCAUACCAAUAGCUAAAUAUGAUGAACUCCGCACAUCGAUGUUAUCUAUUGGUAACAUAUGUGAGGAACACAAAGAGAGGUACCACCUGUAUUGUCAAACUCAUGACAAACUCCUUUGUCACACUUGCAUUGAAGAUCAUUCAGAAUGUAUUGAUAUCAAAUCGAUCGACAAAAUUGCGAAAAACAUAAAGACUUCCGAAUCUUUUAAUGAAGUACGCAUGUCUUUAGAAGAUAUGGAAACAAACAUCGAUAAAAUGAUAUUAGAAGUUCAAUCAAAUUGUACAAGUAUAAAAGACUGCCCCGAAAUAAUUUCAUAUCAGAUGUGCGAGAUUCGAAAAGAAAUAAACAAGCACUUGGAUACUCUGGAGAUACGACUCAAAGAGGAACUCUCUAAACUUAAAAAUGUAGCUGAAAAGGACAUGCAACUGACACUUAAACAUCUAGAUGAGAAGAAGUUAAAUACUGCUAGAAAAAAGACACAGUUGGAAGACAUCACAAUGUACGCCUCAGAUGUACAAACAUUUCUAGGAUUGAGACGUUUAUCCUUUGACGUUAUCGCAGAUGAAUCUUUUCUCAGGUCUUUACUAGAAAAUGGAAGUUUGGAUGAAGUUAAAAUUGCAUUUGAGUUGGAUGAAAAUAUUGCCAGUUUUUCUAAUGUUGUGAGUAAAUUUGGAUUAGUUCAGUUUAAAAAAAUUCCAGGAAAUUUCUGUCUUGAAAGUCAAAAGGAUAAACAGGCACAAACCAUCGAAAAACUAAAUACUAUUGAAGACAUUUUUGUCAAAUUCGUACAUUCUAUAAAUACAAUAGCUGAUUCAAUAUAUGGAUGUGAUUUUUUACCAGACGGCAAUAUAGUAAUGUGUAACUACCCACCAUCAGGGGUUGAUUUCAUAUGUGUAUUUGAAUCGAAUGGAGGACUCUUGACCACCAUACCAGUACAACCGAAUUAUGCAUAUGAUGUAGUAGCUAUGGAUAAGCAUACUGUUGCUGUAACAUGUCCACGCUUGAAAAAAAAGAGCAUUGUGUCUAUAAAUAUACAAAGCAAAGAAAUGACAAUUAUCAAAACUGAACAUCAAUGUUUUAGUCUUACAUUUAAUGAUGGCAAAUUCCAAACCAUUUCUCCGAAAUUAGGCAUUAUAAAUAUCGAUGCUAAAAACGGAAAAACGGUGUCAACAAUAAAAAUCAAUUUAUCAUGGAACGCAUCAAUUACAUCUUUUGAAUCUAAACUUUAUAUUUGCGACCCUAGAUUAAACACUGUAAGCUGUUGUAGCAUGGAGGGUCAUAAUAUCUGGUCCGUUAAAGAUGAUGCUGUCAUAAAGAAGCCUGGUGGUAUAGCAGUCGAUGGCAUGGGAAACGUGUUUGUAACAAACGAAGAACUCAAUAAUGUUAUAGUUAUUUCUCCUGAUGGUAUUCAAAGAAAGCAGCUUCUCUCUCGAGCAGAUGGGUUGAUUAAACCAAGAGCAAUCCAAUACGACAGAGAGCGUAAUCGUCUUCUAGUGGCAAACGAGUCAGAGAAAGCUUUCUUAUUUGAAAUUUCACAUUAAACCUAGACAAGCUUUGGGUUUGAAAGUAUUUUGGAUUUCAUUCAUUUUGCCAUAAAAUUAUAUCUAGAUGAUUUAUUGAUUUUAUUGAAUUAAA
Mytilus trossulus (common blue mussel) is the source of this 1870-nucleotide messenger RNA. RefSeq names its product probable RING finger protein 207 homolog. Gene Ontology annotation, molecular function: zinc ion binding. The record is from RefSeq and is a predicted model, not a curated record. The transcript has 2 exons. The coding region runs from base 88 to 1776 and encodes 562 amino acids. NCBI's taxonomy places the organism in Eukaryota, Metazoa, Mollusca, Bivalvia, Mytilida, Mytilidae.